This is a messenger RNA of Microthlaspi erraticum, 291 nucleotides long. NCBI's taxonomy places the organism in Eukaryota, Viridiplantae, Streptophyta, Magnoliopsida, Brassicales, Brassicaceae. The record is from the annotation of a GenBank genome assembly.
AUGUCCGAUACUCCAAUGGGUUUGGCAGAGGAUGUGCCUUCUAGGCUUCCCGUGACAUCUGUGAGAGGAUUCCGAUCUGCUUGCAAAAAGUGUAACACCAUAUCCAAAGAUCAGAGCUUUACAAAGAAGCACCUUGCGAAGAAGAGGAAGAAGUUACCUGCGAAUUUGACAAUGAUGUCCGAUCUUCCUAAGGAUUUGUUAGAGGAGAUACUCUCUAGACUUCCCGUGACAUCCCGUGCAAAAAGUGGAACACUUUAUACAGUAGUAGUGGCUUUACUAAGCAUCACAUAG